GGCACCUCAGAAAGCUGCAACCUUCUCCAAAGCACGACUGGAAUUGCGUGCACACCGAACCGCCCAAAUGGGGAAAGCAAAAGAACCAAGCCGGCUGCUGGUAUGGAUUGAUUGCGAGGUAUGAAGACCAAACUUGGUGGUUUGCCCGCAACGCAGCUUUGCGCCACCAGCACCGAUGAAGAAACUAAUCUCUGGCCCUCCAACAAUAGAUGACGGGUCUGGACAUAGAGAACGAUGUGAUCAUCGAAAUCUUCUGCAUUAUUACCAAUGGCAACCUGGAUGUGCUGGAUGAGGAGGGGUGGGGAGCAGUCAUUCAUCAACCAAAAGAGAGAAUGGACCAGAUGGUCAGUCUAUCCAUACCCCUAUCCAUACCCCUUGAGCCCCUCAUAGCAAGCUGGAGCUGUGUGUGAUCUGAGCUCCUAUUGACAUGGUCUGCCACAGGACGAAUGGUGCACCAAGACUCAUCGUGAUUCCGGGCUCACGGCAGCGGUUCUUUCGUCGACCACCACGCCCGAACAAGCUUCUGCCUCGCUCCUUGGCUAUAUCAAGAAAUACAUCAAAUCUCCACGAACGGCCUUGCUCGCAGGGAACAGCGUCCACGCAGACAAAGCAUUUCUCCGAAGGGGGGCAUACAAACAAGUCCACGACUACCUCAGCUAUCGGAUAUUGGAUGUGAGUACGAUCAAAGAGGCAGCUCUUCGCUGGUGUGAUGCGGAAGUGGUCGAGGGGAGACCGGCCAAAAAGCUGCUGCACAAGGCCAAGAACGACAUUCUCGAGAGCAUUGAAGAAGCCCGAUAUUAUAAAGAGGUGAUAUUCCAAAAGAAAUCCGAGACCUGA
Molecule: messenger RNA, 837 nt
Organism: Hymenoscyphus albidus
Lineage: Eukaryota; Fungi; Ascomycota; Leotiomycetes; Helotiales; Helotiaceae
Source: the annotation of a GenBank genome assembly